AUGUCGUUAAACCCCUUCAAGUUCGUUCACGACAAAGAAAAGAAACUUUGCAAACUUGCGAAAAAGUGUGGUACAGCUCCUGAGAAGCUCCCUACGAUUCUUCAAAAUCCGGAUAUUGUCACUCUUGUUCUCAAAUAUUUAAAAAUCAAAGAUACCGACGACGAAAUGCCCGCACUUUUAUUCGAUUGGAAUCAGGCCGGCUUCAACGACACCAACGUCCCAAAUUGUCGUAACGGUGUCGCAGGACAGACCCAAGGGGCUAUAAUCGCACACAUCCUUGCAAACGGAACAACCGAUGUUAUGAAUCUGAACACACUAUUCAUUUUUCGAAAUGAAGAACAGAAUUCCAAACUUAUAGCUGAGAUUGCCGAGCUUAGAAAGGAGAAUGCGAAGCUAAAGCAGAUUAUCGAGGAGAAUAAAAAGCGCGAUGUUAGAAUCGAGGAAUUAGAGCAAAAGAAUAUAGAGCUUGAGACAAGGCUCGCUAUAUUAGAACAGGGAAAAGAAGCAAAA
Molecule: messenger RNA, 510 nt
Organism: Paraglomus occultum
Lineage: Eukaryota; Fungi; Glomeromycota; Glomeromycetes; Paraglomerales; Paraglomeraceae
Source: the annotation of a GenBank genome assembly